AGGGUUUUUAGCUGACAAUGCAGCGCAAGAAGGUGGAUAAUCGCAUUCGAGUUUUGAUUGAGAAUGGAGUAGCUGAACGGCACAGGACGCUCUUUGUUGUAGUCGGGGAUCAUGGCAAAGAUCAGGUGGUCAUUCUUCAUCAUAUGUUGUCUAAAGCAGCUGUAAAAGCCAGGCCUUCAGUAUUAUGGUGUUAUAAGAAAGAGCUGGGCUUCAGCAGCCAUCGUAAAAAAAGGAUGAGACAGUUGCAAAAGAAGAUUAAAAGUGGGACUUUAGACCUGAAACAAGAUGACCCCUUUGAGUUGUUUGUAGCAGCUACAAACAUUCGGUACUGUUACUACAAUGAAACACACAAAAUUCUUGGGAAUACUUUUGGCAUGUGUGUCCUUCAGGACUUUGAAGCCUUGACGCCGAACCUGCUGGCUAGAACUGUGGAAACUGUGGAAGGUGGCGGCAUAGUUGCAAUUCUUCUGAGAACAAUGAACUCCCUGAAACAGCUGUACACGAUGACCAUGGAUGUACAUUCCCGAUACCGAACAGAGGCACAUCAGGAUGUAGUAGGCAGAUUUAAUGAGAGGUUCAUUCUGUCUCUGGCCUCUUGUAAGAUGUGUAUGGUAGUUGAUGAUCAGCUCAACAUUCUCCCAAUCUCUAGCCACAUUGCAAAUAUUGUACCUGUUCCACCCCGAUCUCAGGCAAGUAUCCUGAGUCCUCAGGAUAUGGAGCUGAAGGAGUUGCAGAAGAGUCUUCAGGACACACAACCUGUUGGAGUGCUGGUUGACAGCUGUAAGACUCUGGAUCAGGCAAAAGCACUUUUGAAGUUCAUUGAAGCCAUUUCUGAGAAGACACUGAGAAGCACUGUGGCUUUAACAGCUGCCAGGGGGCGUGGUAAAUCUGCAGCCUUAGGAUUGGCUGUAGCUGGAGCAGUGGCUUUUGGCUAUUCCAACAUUUUCGUCACGUCUCCCAGUCCAGAUAACCUUCACACCUUGUUUGAAUUUGUAUUUAAAGGCUUUGAUGCACUACAGUAUCAGGAGCACUUGGAUUACGAAAUAAUUCAGUCUCUCAACCCGGAAUUUAACAAAGCAGUCGUUAGAGUGAACGUAUUCAGAGAGCACAGACAGACUAUCCAGUAUAUACACCCUGCUGAUGCUGUGAAACUGGGACAGGCUGAACUUGUAGUGAUUGAUGAAGCUGCUGCUAUUCCCCUGCCCCUGGUGAAAAAACUGCUCGGCCCUUACCUUGUAUUUAUGGCUUCUACAAUCAAUGGCUAUGAAGGCACUGGCCGUUCCUUGUCUUUGAAGCUGAUCCAGCAGUUACGGCAACAGAGCACACAAGCCCAAGCCAGCAUGACGGCAGAGAACAAAACAACGGCAACUGCUAAACUCUCUUCAGUCCGUACGCUGCAUGAAGUUUCCCUCCAGGAAUCCAUUCGUUACGCCCCAGGAGAUCCUGUUGAAAAGUGGCUGAACGACUUGCUGUGCUUGGAUUGUCUCAACAUCACUAGGAUUAUCUCUGGCUGCCCGCUACCCGAGACCUGUGACUUGUAUUAUGUGAACAGAGACAUUCUCUUCUGCUAUCACAGAGCGUCGGAAGCUUUUCUUCAGAGGCUGAUGGCUCUGUAUGUGGCCUCUCACUACAAGAAUUCUCCCAAUGACCUCCAGAUGCUUUCAGAUGCGCCCGCUCAUCAUCUCUUUUGCCUUCUGCCACCAGUUCCACCUACCCAGAAUUCCUUGCCAGAAGUGCUUGCCGUUGUCCAGGUGUGUUUAGAGGGCGAGAUCUCCCGCCAAUCCAUUAUGAACAGCCUUUCCAGAGGGAAGAAAGCGUCAGGAGAUCUUAUUCCAUGGACCAUUUCAGAGCAGUUCCAAGAUCCAGAUUUUGGUAGCCUCUCUGGUGGGAGAAUUGUCCGCAUUGCAGUCCAUCCUGAUUAUCAAGGGAUGGGUUAUGGCAGCAGAGCUCUGCGUUUGGUGCAGAUGUAUUAUGAAGGCAAGUUUCCUUGCUUGGAAGAGAAAGUCAACCAGAAGCCAAGAGAAAUUGCUACCGUGAGCAGCGAGGCUGUCAGUUUGUUGGAGGAAGCCGUGAGGCCUCGGAAGGACCUUCCUCCUCUCCUUUUCAAACUGAGCGAGAGGCAAGCAGAGAAUCUCGACUACCUUGGGGUGUCUUAUGGCUUGACACCAAGGCUACUAAAAUUUUGGAAACGAGCUGGAUUUGUACCCGUUUAUCUGAGGCAGACUCCAAAUGAUCUGACCGGGGAGCAUUCCUGCAUCAUGCUGAAGAUGCUGAAUGAAGAUGAGGAGAAUGAGGAGGGGAGCUGGCUGUCUGCCUUCUGGAAAGACUUCAGGAGGAGGUUUCUGUCUCUCUUGUCAUAUCAGUUUAGCACUUUCUCACCUUCAUUGGCUUUGAAUAUUUUGCAGAACCGGAAUAUCAAGCAGCAACCACAACCCCCAAUCAGCCGUAGUGAAUUAGAAGCCAUUUUUAUCCCAUAUGAUCUGAAGAGGCUGGAGAUGUAUUCAAGGAACAUGGUCGAUUAUCAUCUGAUUAUGGACAUGAUCCCUACUAUCUCAAGGAUGCGGUUUCUCAGCCAGCUUGGAGACAUAACCCUUUCUGCUACGCAGUCUGCUCUUCUUCUUGGGAUUGGCUUGCAGCACAAAUCUGUGGAUCAAUUGGAGAAAGAGAUAGAACUUCCUAGUGGUCAGCUGAUGGGUCUCUUUAACCGGAUCAUCCGCAAAGUUGUUCAGUUAUUCAACACGAUCCAGGAAAAAGCUGUGGAAGAGCAGAUGGCAUCAACAAAGGAAGUCGUAAUGGAGCCAACCCUGAAAUCAUUAAAUGAAGAUUUGGAAGAAGCAGCAAAAGAAUUUCAGGAGAAACACAAACAAGAGAUCGGGAAGCUGAAAGACCUCAAUCUUUCACAAUACGUAAUCCGAGGCGAUGAUGAAGAAUGGAAUGAAGUGCUGACCAAAGCAGGACAGAACACUUCCAUUGUCAGUCUGAAAAGUGACAAAAAAAGAAAAUCAGAAGCUGCCAUAGGACCAAAACAGGAGAAGAGAUUUAAGAAUAAAGCCCCAAAGCAAAAGUGGAAGAAAUGA
Molecule: messenger RNA, 3077 nt
Organism: Euleptes europaea (tarantolino)
Lineage: Eukaryota; Metazoa; Chordata; Lepidosauria; Squamata; Sphaerodactylidae
Gene: NAT10
Product: N-acetyltransferase 10
Exons: 28
Coding region: 18-3077 (1019 amino acids)
Biological process (GO): rRNA acetylation involved in maturation of SSU-rRNA
Cellular component (GO): 90S preribosome; nucleolus
Molecular function (GO): 18S rRNA cytidine N-acetyltransferase activity; tRNA binding; ATP binding
Source: RefSeq, a predicted model, not a curated record